UUUCAUGACAGGGUUUCCUCAUCGACAUUUGAUCUUCACGUUAUGAUGGACAUAUUUUGGGCUUUUCAACGUGUGGUACUAUUAACAUGGAUGAUUUUCAAAAAAUCAGGUUGCACAUGUACCUUACCAGCAGAAUUGCAUAACAGCGCUGACACGUGGAAUGAUAUUGCUUUACAACGGACUCUCACCUUUACAGCAAAUACAAUGACAGGAUAUGAAAUCACACUGGCGGGAGAGACAUUUGACGCGUUUACUUGUAUUUCAAACACAGGAAAUGUAUAUGUAUUUAAAUGUAAUUCCACGUUUUUAAAUAUUUUUACAAAUCAGCCUUCAUUUCUUUGCAUGAAGAUGGUCAAAGUGUCUGAUAAUUUGUUUUAUUAUCAUCUCUUAUCAGAACCAGAUGGAACCGGAACCACAACUCCACCCAAUUUUCGUAUAUACUUUUCCGCUGCUUCAUUCGGAGAUACUGGUCCAGACCCAGCAAUUACGCCUACAUGUGACUAUUGUUCAUUUACAACACCACAUUCCGACAGUGACUUUCGGCCGAUACAAAGACAAGGGACAGCAGAGAACAUCACUCAAAGUGAAGCGACGUUGUGCCUACCGUGCGAGGCCGAUUGUUCAGAAUCAUCAUCAUCACAGCAAAACUCCUCUAAGACAGAUUCUUCUAAUUCUAAUGUUCCUUUGAUUGUUGGAGUAGCCGUACCUACUGGAGUAGUUGCUGUCAUUGGAGUUUCGGCUAUUAUUGCUGUAGUUAUGUAUAAAACACUUAUUUUAAAUGGAGCAAAAGUUGCUGCAGCAAAAGGAGUUUCAUCGACGACUGGUGCUAACGGAAGAUGGGCUACUUAAAGUACAUUAAAACCGAAUAUUAACUUGUAUAAAAAUUGUAUAUUAAAUCUUUUUAUUAUCAUUUUUCGAUGGAGGCAAAGUGAUAUGACAAUAAAAGAAAAUCGAAAAA
This is a messenger RNA of Mytilus californianus (California mussel), 958 nucleotides long. RefSeq lists its product as uncharacterized. Bases 43 to 849 code for a protein of 268 amino acids. NCBI's taxonomy places the organism in Eukaryota, Metazoa, Mollusca, Bivalvia, Mytilida, Mytilidae. The record is from RefSeq and is a predicted model, not a curated record. The transcript is spliced from 8 exons.